CUGUAAGCCACUCCCACUGCGUGCUCCUCCUCUCACAGACCAUGAUAGAUCAAGGAUUUUCACCUCUGUGGAUUAAUUUCAGAGCCUUUCUUGUGUAGAAGAUUCUCAGGAGUACAUAGAGAUAGAGGCUCCUUCGUUCACCUUGGUUGCAGCUUGUGGGACAAGAAAAAGUCGCAAUGAUUGCCGGCAGUGAGGUUUUUGAGGCGCAGCUCCAAGGCGAAGAUGAUUGCGUCACGGAUAUGGUGUUUAACUACUAUGGGGACCAAAUGGUUUACGCCACAAUCCGAGGCACGCUUUCGUUUUGGACAAAGAAACAAGCGACUUCCGCUUCAUCUACUACUCCAUCCAGAACGAGCCAUCCAUCCCAGGAGCCGAUGGAUAAUACUACCGCACUCUUUGAGGAGCAGGAUUUUCUUUCCGGUACCACAAGCACCACCGAAAACACGACGACCGCGGCCGCUAGUUCGAGGAUGAUGAUGUUUGGGAAAAACAACAAGCCACGAUUUGAAUCGUCUGCAACUGAUCAUGAGCCUCCGAAGUCUUUGUGGCAGGAAUGCAGUUCCAUCGUGAAUGCACACGAGGGUCCGAUCUGGCGCAUAGACUGGGUCCACCCGGAGUAUGGGAGUAACAUGAUAAUCACCUGUGGGGGUCUGGAACGGAAUAUCAAGGUGUGGGAGGAGCAGCAAGACGAUAGUACAAACGAGAAAGUACUAUGGCGAAAGAUCUACGAGUAUCAAGUGUAAAAAUGUCUGGGUCUGGAAGAAUUCAUGUUUGUCAUGCUUGUCUGGCAUGACUCUUAAAUCUGUCAUGCACGUUACCCAAGAGCUACGCUUUUCUGUGAUGCAGAAGCGCAGUUUGUCAUGCAGAAUUCGCAACACCUAGGAGCUCAGAAACUUGUCAUGCUGAGCCAGCAUUUGUAGCCUCAUCAUGAGACGCCACCCAGCAUUACAAGUUUUCAGACCCAGACAUUUUUACAUUUGAUAACGAGACACCGGGCCCCAUCGCGAAGAGCGGCCUUGGAGUUGACGGCGAUCAGUUUUUGGAUUACGACCCUGCCGAGCAAUAUAGAAGUGUCAGGAUUGAAAUCGUCAAAGUUGAAAUAGUUUGUCAUGCAUAAAAUGGAGGCCAGUUGUGCCCCAGUUUCCAAGUGGCGCAUGACAAAGUUGGGUAGAGCCGAAAUCCAGUCUGUCAUGCUGUUUAGGCAAAGAAGAAUGCUCCUGUCAUGUUAUUUUAGCAGCUCAGUUUCUAUCCCUCAACAGGCUUACAAUCUGCCUCACUUGCCUACUCUGCAAGACAGGCACUCUUUGGGCUGCAUUUUAUGCAUGACAAAUCAUUUCAACUUUGACGAUAAUUUCAAUCCUGACACACGCAUAAGCAAGUUUCCGACGUGAAAUUCGCGCCGCAUCACUUCGGACUGAAGUUCGCCGCGGCCAGCUGGAACGGGGCGGUGACCAUCUACUGUCUAGCUUCCGAAGAGGUCAAGCCGCAGCAGUCUCUGCUGGUGGGACGGGGCGCGCCAGCAGUUCUGUCGGCUGCGGAACGCGAGCCCAAGGUGAAGAUCUAUUGGAUGGAGUUUGAGGAGUUUCAUGCCGAAGGAGAACUACGUGAUGGGGAUGAAGCCGGGGCACCAGGUGGAAUAUCAAGUACUAGCGGGGACUGCCCAGGAAAUGAAAAUGUGCCUAAGAACGAUGAAGAGCAGCAGGACGCGGUCGUGUCCUCGUCCCGGCAACAAGGUCAACAACAUCUUUCAGGAUCAUUGAUGGCGAUUCGCAGAAAUGCUGCCAAAACGACAAACCGGUACGCCACACUGACACCAAAAAACGAGGCUCCACCGAAAAAGAACGCGGGAACGAUCGCGCUUGCCUGGUGUCCAUACAGACAUCAGGAAUACAUUGCUUCGGUAUGAUAACGACAAAAAGAAAAUGAUCAUGACUUGUUUUUGGGAAUUUCAUUUUUACUGUCGAAAAAUAGCACGACCUACCAAUUACCACGGAAUACGAUUUUUUUUUUUGAGAUGAAGAUCCGGUAGUUCUUCACUUAAUUUUCCCUACAGGUAAAUGUCGAUGGGCAUUUCUACAUCCACGGUAGGCCACCGACAUCUGAUGAUGACCGGACACCGUUUGGCUUUCCCGAAGACAGUAGAUUUCUGGCACAUAAGCGCCGGACUUGGAUUCAGCUGCACCGCGAAAGGCAGGACGAAGAAAUAAAACCGAAGAACACGGACGUGAAGGACGUGGCAUUCGCGCCUAACCUGUGCAGACCGUUCGAGCUCCUAGUCACGUGUGGAACCAAUUUCAGUGCGAAGCUCUGGCGCUUCGAUAUAGCUCCGGUUAGGGUUCCUUGCCGGAUCCCGGUCCCUACUGUCCCCAGAGAUGCACCUUCUUCCUCUGCGGGAGGUCGUCCUGACAGCGGGUUCAACAGCUCCUGCAACCCGAGCCCUACCAACACGACCGAGGACAGAGACCGAUUUGCAGACUAUUACGAGUUUGACACGAAGUUGUCCCUCUUGAAGGUGCUAAGCACAGAGCGAGACAUCGUUACGAACCCGUCGCGCAAUUUAUUUGGUCUUCCUGAUCCAUACUUGGAUGAUACAACGAUUUGGCGCUGCUCGUGGAAUGUUUCCGGUACGGCGUUUACCCUGGCGCCGGGUUCCGGUCGCCUCCAGGUGUGGCAACUGCGGCACGUGCCAGGAGGAUUCGAAAAAACCUGGGUCCAAAGCCAUACCGUGGACCACACAGAUAAUUACAUCUCGAUGAAGCAGGUGGAGGACGAAGAUAGGGGACCGAUCGACAAGGCCGAAUUGCGCAACAGAACAAACAGCGACACUGCAACUAGAGGUCAUGCGACCUCCUCCUCUGGGAUGGAAACGAGGACAGCACUCAUUCCAGAGGACACAAGCAUCGCGGUUGCUGGCAGUGCCACGGGUAUAAUUCAUCAGGGGCUCACGCUCCGUAAGAGUCACAAUCUCGCCCCCGACGAGCGCCGCGCACCCGCCUCGGGAGGAGCAUGAAAAAGGCGCGGCUCCCGCAGGAACGGACGGGCCAGUGAGCAGGAAGGUGUGACAUCAAGGUAACGAAAGCGAAAUAUAAUGACAAAAUAUGAAGACGGGUGUGUGGAGAAGGUAGACUUAGAAGGAGAACAACUGUGCUCCUCAGGAAACCGAGACUCACAUUUGUUCCAAAAAACUCUACUCAAGAGUGACAUCUGAUGCAAGAAGCCGCCACCGCGCAAUAAAAGCACUUACACUUAAGUACUCUCAAAACCACAUGUGGAGGAUUUUGCACGAAGCAGGUUAAUAAUGAACUUGAACGCGACAGCAUUCUGGCUAUAUCGACUUAGAAGAUGCAUCGGAAUUUAUUUUUAUGAGUGGUCCACCCCCCCUGUAACUGCAUCGGUCUCUUGCAGAAUACAGCUAUGGCUGUUCCUUAUGGAAUGGAAAUCAAUAUCAAAUGAAAAUGCUUUUUGUUUUUUGUACUUUCAGGAUGAACUACAUUUUUGUGGUUGUGCAACUACAU
Molecule: messenger RNA, 3515 nt
Organism: Amoebophrya sp. A120
Lineage: Eukaryota; Dinophyceae; Syndiniales; Amoebophryaceae
Source: the annotation of a GenBank genome assembly